Acanthamoeba castellanii str. Neff is the source of this 489-nucleotide messenger RNA. RefSeq lists its product as uncharacterized. The record is from RefSeq and is a predicted model, not a curated record. The coding region runs from base 1 to 489 and encodes 162 amino acids. The transcript has 2 exons. NCBI's taxonomy places the organism in Eukaryota, Discosea, Longamoebia, Acanthamoebidae.
AUGACUCCCUCUGGUGUAGUUGGCUUGACCUUCAACUCCAUGACAGGGCUCAACCACCCCCUUCUUCUCACCUUCUUUGACCUCAACCUCAACUGCAAUGUGGUUGCCAGGGCUGGUGUGUUGUCCUAUCAUCAUCCCAGACCCCUCAGUGUCAUUGAGAUCUACAACAACAACAACAACAUCAACAUCAAGAUCUACAACAACAAUGACAAGAACAACAACAAUGAGAAUAAGAACAACAAUGUCAACAAUAUCCUCCACAACCAUGUGCUUCUUGUUGAGGAGGGCCUUGCCCCUGGCACUCAAGUGGAGGAGACCUCAUCAUCACCAUUGUCAAUACCCCUCAGCCUCACCAAGAGAUUCAACAACAGCAACAGCAGCAACAUCAACCAUAUCAACAGCAAUGUCAACAACAUCUACCUCCUCCACAUCUAUGCACUGACUGUCAAGAAGGCCAUUGUGGAGGGCCUCACCCAUGACAGCACUUGA